Molecule: messenger RNA, 654 nt
Organism: Thelazia callipaeda (thelaziosis nematode)
Lineage: Eukaryota; Metazoa; Nematoda; Chromadorea; Rhabditida; Thelaziidae
Source: the annotation of a GenBank genome assembly
AUGAGCAAAGGACAACCAGAUGAAUCUACGAUUGAAGCAGUAUGUAAUUACAUGCUACAACAAAAUCGUCCUUAUAGCGCUGUUGAUGUUUGGAAUAAUCUUCGACAAGAAUAUCCUAAAGCGGCCAGUUUCUUAUUAUCAUUAAACGAUUUCCUUUGGCAAGUUGUAAAGUGCUUGGAUAUUGGAGUGGAACGAAAAAUUUUGUGUGAGAAACUCAUUUCAAAGCAAAAGAUUUAUUUUGCUGAUCAGAGCAAAAUUAAAAAAUGUAAUGAAGAAGAACUUCGUGUUAUGAAUGAAGCUAUUGCCUCAAAGAAAAGUCGUCAAACUGAUCUAAGCAACGAGCUAAAGGCUUUGAAAAGUGAAUUGAAAACAUAUGAAACUUCACUGAGUAUUGAAGAAAUGUAUGCUCUGAGGGAGAGAUUAAAAACAGAGAUAAAGGAAAUGGAACUUCAUAUUAGUAAUGUAGAAGAGUCUGCAAAAACAGUUGCAAUAAAUAAAACAAAAAAACCAGAUCUUGUUGCAAAGCUGGAAUCUUAUAAGAAGCAGUGCAAGGAACGAAAACGUUUAGCGGAAAGUAUUGUGGAAACAAUUUGUGAAAAUACUGACCUUUCAAAGAAAAAAUUGAUAGAUGAGAUGGGUUUUGAAAUGGAAUAA